Molecule: messenger RNA, 1479 nt
Organism: Trichoderma harzianum CBS 226.95
Lineage: Eukaryota; Fungi; Ascomycota; Sordariomycetes; Hypocreales; Hypocreaceae
Product: carbohydrate esterase family 16 protein
Exons: 2
Coding region: 1-1020 (339 amino acids)
Molecular function (GO): hydrolase activity, acting on ester bonds
Source: RefSeq, a predicted model, not a curated record
AUGCUUCCUCUUUUAUUAUACGCUGCUGCCGCUACGGCUGCUAGCACAACCGGCCUGCGGGAGCUAAGCAAUCUCGUCACAUUCGGAGACAGCUAUACAGACGAAGGCCGUCUCAACUACAUCUUUGCCAACAAUGCACUACCUCCUCCAGGCCAGCUUCUACCCGUGAACAAUGCAACGUCAGUAGGCGGUUAUGCCUGGCCAAGACUCGUAGCACAAAAGACGGGAGCCAAGCUCUACGACUAUGCCGUCGCCGGCGGCAUGUGCUCUGAUAGCGUCACCCAGCACUUUCUCAGCAAUAUCAAUGGGCCAUUCCCAUCCAUCUUGGAUUACGAGGUUCCGGCUUUCAAGACAGAUCUCGGCUACAAGGGCUUGUAUCCAAAUAGGAGACCAGACAACACUGUCUACGCGCUCUGGAUCGGUACUAAUGAUCUAGGAAUUGACGGAUUCUUGGGCAACAACCAAGUCAAUGGCGCCACCAUUACAGACUUUGUAGAGUGUGUCUGGAAAGCUUUUGACGGCGUUUACAAGCUGGGAGGCAGGCAAUUUGUACUUCUCAACGUGCUGCCACUACAGCUCUCGCCGAUGUAUGCUUCUAUCGCGAACGGCGGAACGGGAAACAAUGAGUAUUGGGGAAACAAGGCAACAUACAACACCACGGACACUCAGUAUAAGAUGGAGGAAUUUUUGACCAGCGCCAACACAAUGUUCGCCACGGGAGCGCCGUAUAACCUCCUGGUCAAGAAGCGCUGGCCAGGGGCUACUGUCAGCUUACUGGACGUGCACUCGCUGUUGCUGGAUUUGCGUUCAGAUCCAACCAAGUACUACACAGAGCCGGUUGACAUUACCGGAUCCUGGAGAGGAUGCGGAGACUCGGGAUGUUUCCAGUCGACAGAGCCGCAGUCGAACUUCGUGUGGUACGACGAGGUGCAUCCAUCGGAGAGGACAUGCGAGCACGUUGCCGAUGAGUUUAUCAAUCUGCUGGAAGGAAGAUCGAAAUACGGCACCAUCUACCACUAAGUUGCCUCACUUGAUUGUGUGGUGAAUAAGUGGCAUCCAGAAUGCAGCCAGAGUUACAACGGCCUUUGGUGGUCAUUGCGCGCUUUAUACGUGGAAACAUGAUUCGAGGCUGAGACAGUAAAGCUGUGUCGACGAUUAGGUUGGGCUGGUGGCCGGUAUUAUUCGUGGAGUAAGCCGGCGUCUUGACGCAUAACGUUGCUGAGUGUCUGUGUCAAUGAAUCACGGAUGAGAGAGAUUUAUAAUCGCAUUUCAGCUUGUCGUAUUUAUGGCGACCGGUUAAAACGGGUGCGGACUUGUUUGUAAAAUAGUAUUGGACAUUCCUAUCUUGGACUGAUGAGAAAUGAUGAUGACGAAUGGGCUCAUGUUAAGGUUGGAGGCCAACGAGUGAUGAGCAAGCAAGCGAAGGUCAGAAAAAGCGAGACUGCAAAAUGAAUAAGUCCAUACAUUCAGCAAUAUAAG